GCUCUGCUCACCUCCUCCUCUCUGCUCUGUUCACCUCCUCCUCCUCUCUGCUCAGCUCACCUCCUUUCUGUUCACUGGGAGUUGAUUGUCUCAGCUAACCACCUUUAGUCAGUUCUAGAACAACAGGUUGUCUUUCACAACAACCAGUUCAUAGAUUCCCCCCCACCCACAAAAAGUUCAGUAUUUCCUUCUCACAUCCCACAGUGCUUGCAGAGAGGGGACAUAUCAGAGACAACCACAGACAUAAACAUGAUUUUAGCUCAUAGUUACAUCACCCAAAACAUGCUCCAGAGAAAGGGCAAUUUUAACACCUGGCCUAGGGGUUAGGGUUAGUCUCCGGGGUUAGUCUCCAAUUUUUUUUCUACGUUUCCUUCGUCAACGCUGUUUUUCACCGUAGGUCAUAUAAGGCACAAUAGCUGGGAGCCUCAAGAGAACAUUCUGGAUCCCAGACUGAUGUCUGCCUUCAACAAGAGGGAGCAGGAGAAGGACAUCGUCUUCAGGAAGCGAGGGAAGAGACCCAGGGGAAGACCGCGGAAAAAUGUGGAAACGGUACCCGAGGCUUCCAAGUCCAACACCUCCUCUUCAUCCUCCUCGUCCUCUUCCUCCUCUUCAUCCUCCUCUUCCUCUUCCUCCUCCUCUUCCUCCUCCUCGUCGGAGGAUGAUGACGACGGCGAUGCGGACGCCAGUGACGGCAAGGCCAAGCCGGUCCUCCGAGCGCGCGAGCUGCACCCGGUACCACAGAAGAAGGCCCAGAUCCUGGUGGCCAAGCCUGAACCACAGAGGAAGAGAGGCAGGAAACCUCUCCCACCCCAGCUCAAGGCCUUCCCUCCCAACAAGGCUGCACGCAAGGUCCUAAAGCCCAUCCCUUCCAAAGAUUCGCCCACUUCCCCCUCUACCGAUCUACGGGGCGGGUCCAAAAAGUCCCUGCACCCACCCAGCUUCACCUUCAUGGGGUUCCACCGGGCGUCCGGCCAGAGCAGGGGCCCCGUGACCCAUGCUGGAGUGGCCGUCAAACCUCCCCUGAACUCAGCAAGCUCCCCCCGCUCUCUCUCUUCCUCCUCGCCGGCGCCUCCACUCUCCUCCAUCACCUCCCCUUCCUCCCUCAACGCGACCAGUCAGAGCAGGAAGGGCUCUGAUCUCCAACAGGCCGUGUGUGACCCUGGCAGCGGGGCGGGGUUGGACCUGAAGACCAACACCGCCAGAUCUCCCGGAGCAGCCCAGCUCAGUCUCCACGGCAACAAACUGGUAUCCACCAAUGGGAGCUCUGCCCAGGCUAGUGUGGGCCAGCCCAGCUUGGGACUCACCCAAAAGAAACAAGCUCUCCCCGGGCAGACCCCACUAACGAGGGUCCCCGGUCCGAAACCCCCCCCGUUCUCUCCCCAGAAAACCCCCACCAGCCUCCAGCCCCUCAACCUCCAAAACGUCUUAAAACCCGCGCACGCCAACAACCCCGCCGCCGUCGGCAACGUCACGGCGCCGGCCUCUAGCCUCCGCGUCGCGGCCGCCAGCCCGGCGACACGUAAGGCUGCUGUCGGGCAGAGCCCCGCCCCAGCCCCCGCCCCCGCCACGCCCGGAGGCCAGACGGCCAGGAAGACCCAGCCAGGGGCGGAGGAGCCGGGGGCCACACCCGGGGAGAGGCCGACCUCCAGGACCACCCAGGGCUGGGCGGAGAGAAACCCGUCCGCUGAGUCCCCGGGCCUAAGCGGGAAGCGUGAGAGGUCAGCCUCUAAGGACGGGAAGCUGGGGAAGAUGGCCGAGAUGAGCACGGGGGAGGAUGAGAGCAGCUCAGACUCGGACCAGGAUCCCGGGGCGGCUCAGGACCUGUCCAUCUCCGUCCAGACCGGACAGGACUGGAAGCCCCCUCGCAGCCUCAUCGAGCAUGUGUUCGUCACGGACGUCACCGCCAACCUGGUCACCGUCACCGUCAAGGAGUCUCCCACCAGCGUCGGCUUCUUCAACCUCCGCAACUACUGACCUCUGACCUCCGACCUGUCAAGAGCCUUACAGUUACGGAUCCCAUAUCCAAUCGCCAGCGUCUGGUUAUCGAUCUAUUGAUAUUGACAUUCAAUCCAUCCCCGGUUACCAUUUAUUGAUCUGUUGAUAACCCGGUCACCAGCUUCCGGUGGAUGAUCUAGCCAUCCCCGGUUACCGGGUUCUGGUUAUUGAUCUGUGACCGUUGGUCAUGGACGUUGAGCCCACCAUGUGAAGGGGCUUUUCCAGAGGGAGCCAGGUCCAUGUUCAGGGUCAGGAUCUGGGGCUUGCACCAGCAGAGCAGGGCCUCCCAACCAUGGAGGUCUCAACGGACUUCUGAAUAGAGAUUACUGGUUGUCUAUAAACCUGUGAAUCAUUUAGUUUGGAACCCUCCUAUUGUCUUAAGAAAUAGUAAUACCUAUUACUCUUGGGUCCCAGUGACCAGGGUCAAAUACAUCUCAUAACUCAAAAUCUUUGAAUGUAAAGGUGAAAUUUGGCUCAUUGGUACAGCUAUAAGUUUGGAUUCCAACCAAAUAGUCAUAAACAACAUCAAUGUCAUCUAAACAUACACUAAUUCAAAAGAAUAAUAGACAAAAAGAGCUGGUCUUAGUCUAAUCUCUCACAAGUGGCCUUCCUGAUAUGUUUGGACCUUACAGGGACUGUUACGGCCCCAAUCAGUAUUAUCUCAGGUCAUAUUGACCCCAAGACAUUAGGCGAUGACACUGACAAUUAUAAUUAUAAAUAUCCCCAAAUGUCAACAUUCAGGGUCAUUUUAGGAAGCUACAUAGAUUAAUGUUUUGUAUGACUUUCUUAGAUUUGAGUAUAAUUUGGGAGCCGAGGACAAUAGGAGGGUUAAUGUUUUGAGGCGACUAAAAAAAAGACCAGAGAAAGGGAGGUUCUUUGAGUUCAGUUUUGAAGGAUGUUUAAAACCUACAGUGGUAUACUAGGACAAUGAAGAUGGAUAAUCAAUCAUUACGACAACCAUAUACACUCUGUUACUGAACACAUGGGGUUAUUUCAUGGCAUGUACCAAUACAACAUAUGUAGAAACUGGAUAUUGAAUAAGUUGUCUUAAUAAGAGGGAAUUAUGUUGUGUUAGCUAUUUAACGAGGACAGUUACUUUUUUGUUUUGUUUUUUUCUUUCAGUAUUUAUGGGUUUAAAUGCCUACGCCUAGUCAAUGUAGAACAACUUUAAACUAGUGUUUUGAAUCAAAGCUCUCAGUGAAUAGAGUGUUACCUAGCAAUGCAUCUCGUUGGUGACAUCGUAAUUUAGCUACCUCUAUCUUGUAAUCCAACCUUUACCACCUAUCUCCUGUAGUCUUUGUUUUAAAGAGAUCUUUGAGGAAAGCUAAAGUUAAUUAUGUGUGUAGCAAUGUCAUUACCAUCCCCCUGUAUUCAGCGGAUGUUUACCCUGCUUCAAUUGUUUCUGGAAUCAAAAAGUAUAAUUAAUAAUAAUAAUAAUAAUGAUACAGUACUUUCUUGUUUUUUUGUAUUUUUUUGUAAAGGAAAGGCUCUAAAGACAUUCAGCUUAACCUUUUAGUAGCAUGUUUUCGGUUUUCUCUUCUGUAUUUGGUUGUCAUGAUGGUAGCUCCAGAGAAUGAACGGAUGAGAGUUGAGGACAGAAACAGAGAGAGACCGAGGAGUAAGGCCAAGCCACAGUUAUCUCAUCAGUUAAACACAAGAUGGCAUUCCUGAGUAGAGUUCUUUCUGUUGGAACUUACAGGCUGGAGGUGGGGGGGGG
Molecule: messenger RNA, 3712 nt
Organism: Hypomesus transpacificus
Lineage: Eukaryota; Metazoa; Chordata; Actinopteri; Osmeriformes; Osmeridae
Gene: cbx2
Product: chromobox homolog 2 (Drosophila Pc class)
Exons: 4
Coding region: 454-1974 (506 amino acids)
Biological process (GO): negative regulation of transcription by RNA polymerase II
Cellular component (GO): heterochromatin; PRC1 complex
Source: RefSeq, a predicted model, not a curated record